AUGCGCGAGCCUAAAACAAGCUGGAUGUUGCAGCUGGAUGCCCUGGAGAAGGAGCUGAGAGCCCGGGAGCAGUACUGGCACCGCCGGGAGCUAGAAGAGGUGCGUCUAGCGGAACAUCUGGGGCACCUGAGCCACGAGCUCCUCUCCGUUCCGGGCGAAGAUGCCCAGCGACAGCUGAGGGCUGCCGAGGAGGCCUGUGCUGCGCUGGAGUCCUGCCACCUGCAGGAGACUCAGAGGAGAGCCAGAGCCCUGAGCGUGCAGAGUGGCCCAGAGCGGGGCCUGCUCUCUCGAGCAGACAGAGAGGAGGGGGAGCAGGAGGCACAGGUGGCGCUAGGCAUGCAGAGAGUCCUGCAGAGUUUAGGACACGCAGCAGAGAAGCUGGGGCAAGCGGCGGGCCGGCUGCGGGGCCAGGAGGAGGAGACGUGGCUACAGCAGAGUAGGGGUCAGAGCCCCCAGAUCUGGAACCGUCUCAGGAAGGUGGUUCAGCAUCUCUCUGAUGAGUUUCAGGAGGUGCUAAGGGAGAGACAGAACUUUCUCGAUCGAGCCCUCGGUCACUUACAGUACCAACGGGAGCUUAGCCGCCUCCACCUCUUGCACACCCAGGUACGGACUCUGGACUCGGCCAAGGAGAUCUGCAUGUCCAAUUUGUUGGGGCUUCAGCGAGAAGCUCCCAAAGCAGCCACAUGGGACGGGUGGGAACCAUGCAUGGAACCAGGUGCUGACUAUUUUGUCCUAGAUUGUUGCCUCAGGAGCCCCUGCUUGUUUGGAGAAUUACCCUGGAGACAGAUUCUAUGGAACAGUCACGGCUUCUCUAAGGGACCAGGCUGCUGCCUGCCCACUCUUGAUCCCCUUCCUGAAGAGCCUCACUGCAGCGCUAGUGGGAGCUCAAGGUUAUGGUCCAGGACCAGAGGAUCAGGGGCCAGGAACAGAUACAGAUAAAGUUGACAUCGCGUGGACCUCACCAGUCUUUUCUACCCUGAAGAAAGUAGACAUCUGGUCCCAAGCCCGCAAGGAGGAAGCUGAACUGCAAGCACAACUGCAUCACCAACAAGCCUCAGAAAACUGUUUGCAGGAUGUCCCGAAACCUCAGAUAAUGCUGAAGGAAGAGCUUAUCGCUGUGCAAGCCACAGACCUUUCUGCCAGGGAGUUUGUGGUUUACCAGUAUGGCCUCUCCAUCCUGGACCUCCUCACCCCCCAGCUUCAGGUAAAUCUGGUUUCCUGCCUGUCUAUGGAGCAAUCAUCAUGCAGCCAAGAAGGUCAAGGUGACCACGAAGGAGGCUUUCAGGUGGUAGAUAUACCUUAGGAUUAAGCAGCUGGAAUAGAGUACUUAGUAAUCUCUCUUUUAAGGGGACUGAUAGAAGUCAUUUUACCAAUCUACAGUCUAAUGUCUCAAAUGAUGGUGAGGAGAAUCAAUUAAGUACUUUGUACAUGCCGGAAAAUGUUCUAAUAACUUGCAUGAAAUAACUCAUUUAAUCACAAAAACCCUAUGCCAUGCUAUUAUUUUUUUCUCAUGUUUUUGUUCAAGUAUAAUUAACAUACAGUGUUAUAUUAGUUUCAGG
Leopardus geoffroyi (Geoffroy's cat) is the source of this 1559-nucleotide messenger RNA. RefSeq lists its product as uncharacterized. The record is from RefSeq and is a predicted model, not a curated record. The coding region runs from base 1 to 939 and encodes 312 amino acids. The transcript is spliced from 6 exons. NCBI's taxonomy places the organism in Eukaryota, Metazoa, Chordata, Mammalia, Carnivora, Felidae.